AUAAGCGGCGGAGUCGGGUCUUAGUAAAACCGGGUUCGCUGUCGUUGGGUCACCGGCCGUGUUCUAGAGAGUUUCGCCGUGAAUUCGAAAUUCAAAGUGAGAUAAGCUCCGUUUGAUUCCAGUUUGGCAGUUUCUGCCGCCAAUUUUUGUUUUUUUUUUUUUUUGGUGAGAAGAAGGAGAUAACAUGGGUCGACCUCCCAGUAAUGGCGGUCCGGCGUUUCGAUUUAUCCUACCCGAGGUGAAUGAGAUGGAAGCAAUUUUGCUACAGCAUAAUACAGCAAUGCCAGGUCGACAUAUUCUUGAAGCUCUUGCUGAUAAGUUUAGUGAAUCACCUGAGCGGAAGGGGAAAAUUGUUGUGCAAUUUAAGCAAAUCUGGAACUGGUUCCAAAAUAGGCGGUAUGCUUUGAGAGCAAGGGGAAAUAAAGCUCCUGGGAAGCUAAAUGUAUCUUCCAUGCCGCGUAUGGAUUUACCAAAUCAGAUGAGAAAUGUGAUGCAACCAUUAGCCGCUCCUAAAACCACUCAUAUGACUGCCAAUCAACCCGGCAUGACUCCUGCCCCUUCCGGUAUUUUAGUUCCCGGUGUCAUGAGGAGUGGUUCAGACAACUCCUACUUGGAAUUUGAAGCCAAAUCUGCCAGGGAUGGUGCAUGGUAUGAUGUGCAAGCUUUCCUAGCUCAUAGAAACUUGGAGAUUGGUGAUCCGGAAGUGCAGGUUCGGUUUGCAGGUUUCGAAGUUGAAGAAGAUGAAUGGAUAAACGUCAAAAAGCACGUCAGGCAACGGUCUCUCCCAUGUGAAGCAUCAGAAUGUGUUGCAGUUCUUGCCGGAGAUCUCGUACUUUGUUUCCAGGAAGGAAAAGAUCAAGCUCUUUACUUUGAUGCCACUGUUCUUGACGCACAAAGAAGAAGACAUGAUGUCAGAGGUUGUCGUUGUAGGUUCUUGGUGCGUUACAGCCACGACCUGUCCGAGCAGGAAAUUGUUCCCUUGAGGAAGAUUUGUCGGCGGCCCGAGACAGAUUACAGGCUACAACAACUUCACAACGUUGUAAAUGAUUUGGCUAACUUGAAUCAGCAUCAGAUACCCGCCCUAGAUGCGGCUGCAAAAACCUCUCUUUCACAAUCCGGAGCUUCAGUUCCCAUUGUUGCACCGGAGCCGAAAGAUCGGAGCUUAAGCACCACUCCAGCCACUUCGGUUCAGCCUAGCUCCAAUGCAGCAGCUGUCCCCGCUGGUUCUGCCUAGGCCAUGUAAUUUCUAUCCCCUUUUGUAACCGCCAUUUUCACAGUUACUAGUAGAGCCGUAGGGGUUAACUCGGGAUCAUAUGCAUUUGUAAUCUCACACAAUGACUUAGUCAUCUAAAGCUGUAUCACGCCAUGUUACUUGAUCCCUCAUGUCUGAUGUAAUAAUUAUGGUUUUGUCCGGUUUAUUCAUCUUCUGAUGAUCACCGGUUACUCUUUGAACAAACAUGUUCCAGUUCAGUGGAUUUAUUCUUAAGGCUAAAUUUACAAGUUAGGAAUCU
Molecule: messenger RNA, 1511 nt
Organism: Camelina sativa (false flax)
Lineage: Eukaryota; Viridiplantae; Streptophyta; Magnoliopsida; Brassicales; Brassicaceae
Product: protein SAWADEE HOMEODOMAIN HOMOLOG 2
Molecular function (GO): chromatin binding; DNA binding
Source: RefSeq, a predicted model, not a curated record